This is a messenger RNA of Macroventuria anomochaeta, 1569 nucleotides long. Its product is annotated as protein serine/threonine phosphatase 2C. The record is from RefSeq and is a predicted model, not a curated record. Gene Ontology annotation, molecular function: protein serine/threonine phosphatase activity. Gene Ontology annotation, biological process: protein dephosphorylation. The coding region runs from base 1 to 1569 and encodes 522 amino acids. The transcript is spliced from 2 exons. NCBI's taxonomy places the organism in Eukaryota, Fungi, Ascomycota, Dothideomycetes, Pleosporales, Didymellaceae.
AUGAGUGAUGUGCUGAUGUCUGCGUUUCCCAAGAAGACUUUCGCCUUCCUCGUCAUCCUCACCGGCCUGGCAUACUACUUCGUCGACGUGCGAGACCUAGACUGGACCGACGAUGUCAUGAACAGCUUCGAGCAAGACCAACCAGGCGUCACUCCCCUUCAAUUCUUCGCCAACAAAGACGAGCUCGACCACUUCCUCCAACACCACAUCCCCGACCCCAGCCAGCCAUUGAAGAACCCGCAAGUCGCCCAAUUCUUUAGCGAGCACUUCGACAAACUCGCCGGCGGCUGGAAAAUGACCGAGAAGGACGCGCUCGAAGAAAAUAUCCCCGUCACGCACGGCUGUAGAUUCAAAAGCAACGAGCCCUGCGAAGACUACUUCGCCUUCGGCACGUCUCCCGGCCCUGGAAGCCAGCCCUGGAACUACUGGAGCAUAAUGGACGGUCACGCCGGGAGGCACACAGCAUUCUACUUGCAAUGGACACUCAUUCCGUCCCUCUCCAGCGCCCUGCUCACGCUCCCCGCGCACUCAUCCCCCUUCGAAAUCGAAUCCACUAUCAAAAACACAUUCCUAAGGGUGGAUAAACAGAUCAUGGACUCGGCCCGCACAGCAGCAAACUGGUUCCCUGCUGCCAACGCCGCAGCCAUCGCCGCCCUCACCCCAGCAUUCUCAGGCUCCUGCGCGCUGCUCGCUGCGUUCGACCCCUCCUCCUCCGUUCUGCGCGUAGCGUGCACAGGUGACUCGCGCGCCGUGCUGGGGCGCUGGGAUCCGUCCUCGCAGUCCUACUCCACUAUCGUCUUGUCUGAAGACCAAACCGGAUUCAAUCCCAAAGAGGUAGCGCGGCUGACAGAAGCGCAUCCAGACGAAUCGGACAUCAUCGACCCCAAGUCCGGACGGCUGAUGGGCAUAGCAGUGACGCGGGCGUUUGGGGAUCACAGGUGGAAGUGGGACUACGAGUUUAUUAAGUCCGUACAGGUUAAGUUCUGGGGCUCGGCACCACGCCCACAGUCCAAAACACCACCGUACAUGACCGCGGAGCCGGAGAUUACGGAGACGGAGAUCGUGAGGAGUGAGAAAGGGAAUGCGAGGCAAAAGAGCGAUUUCAUGAUCAUGGCAUCCGACGGACUCUGGGACCGUAUCUCCUCCGUUCACGCCGUCGAGUGCGUCGAAAAGUGGCUUGAGGCGCGAGACCGCGGCUCCGGCUCCGUCCUUAACGACCCCCAACUCGCCGCCAACCCGCCGCAGUUCGGUAAUCCGAUGGUCGAAGAUCCAGGGUUCACCUACAACGCGGAAACAGGCGAGCAAGUCGAGUGGAAAGCUACACCCGAAUACUUUGCGAUCGAGGAUGAUAAUGCAGCAGUUUGUCUGGCGCGGAACGCCAUGGGCGGCACACGUCGGGGACUGUUCAUGGGCGUGCUGAGCGUACCGCCUCCCAUGGGACGUUACGCCGUAGACGACACCACGAUCAUGGUCGUCUUCUUCGACAAAUUGGACAAGGACGCGGCGGUGGCGCAGGCUGCAUCAAGAGGAACAACAGGAGAAAAGAAGAGCUGGUGGAAGCCGUGGUGA